UAAUUGAGUCAUUUAUUAUUAUUAUUAUUUUAAUUAUGGCAUCUUCUGUCCUCCAGAGUUAGUUUCAGAAAUGCAUAAAACCUCAAAUUUGUCAUUUUAUAUCUUCAGAUUUAAGAUUGUUAAGUAACUGCAGCUCAAAAGUCACAGAGAAGUUGUAUGAAAUAGAAUUAUAAUCGUCUAGAGAACGUGCUUCCGCCAGAUUACUGUAUACGAAGAGAUUAAGGUUAUAGAUAAUCACGCUGAAAGGGGAUUUGGUUAAAAGCAGCAUCGCUCUCACAUCCUGCACACACACACACACACACAGACAGUUUGCAGAGUGGGUGGAGAUGGAGACCGGUCAGGUCAGCUCAGCCACAUUACCAGCUUUAAUCAGAAACUACCUGUUUCAUUAAAUAUCCUCGUCUGGCCCUCAGACACAGGGAGCUGUGUUCACCUCUCUGUUAAACACACAAGAGCACCACCUGCUGAUUUAAAUUAAACUCACGGACCUGAGGAUCAUCAGGGUUUCCCAGUAGAAUGAGAACAAUUUAAUUAUUAUAAUGACUCUAAACCUGUCACUCUUCAGAAACAGAAACUAGAGAUUCUUUUUCUGUGCUUCUUAUCAAAUGACACAGUCCACUGAUCCGAUCCAGUGACUCGCCAGUGUUAACCCUCUGAAUCCCAAACAGCUUCAGGGCUUUUUUUUUUUGUAAUGUAAGUCCUGUACCUCUGUGGAAGCAGCACAAUCAUGGCUAGAAGCAGCACAAUAUAACACAUUUUUUAUGCUUAAAAUCAUUACAAGAAGCUUAUAUUGUGAUAAUUUAUUUUACAACAUUUUUUUUAUUUAACCUAUAUAUUUUACAUUCUUUCAAGUCUCCACAAGUAUUAAGCAAUGUUGGAAAAAAUCGGUCUCCACAUGCUAUUUAUAUUAGACCAUUUAAUUAUUGUAGGACCUCUUAUCUUAGCUCUGCGUAAGCAGCCUGCAGUUCUGUCCAAGUUUCACAGAAUUUUUCAUAUGUUGCUGUUUGCGCUGAUUUUAAAGUUUUUUACAGGAUCCGGUUAAUGCAAUCGCUUAAUUUUUGGUGAAAUUUUAAAUCCGAAAUGUAAAAAAAAAAAGAAGAAAUGUAACAUAUUUUAAACUUCUAGUUACUUUUUCCCAAUGGAACCUUUCAUCACAGACGUUGACGAUACACCAGUAUAGCUGUUUUUAUAGUUUUUAUUUUAAAAAUCACAAUGACAUUUUUGCAUUUCUUUAAACUAAAACAUGCUUUUCAAACCCACUAGCUCAUCAUGCUAUAAAGAGGAAAAAUGUAGAAAGGGAGGAGAAUUUGAUCAAAAAUAGGAAGCCAAUGGCAGGCUUUUCCUAACAGUCAUCUGAUGAGUCAGACUCAUUUAUUAUCAAUCCCUGAUGAUCCUCCUCAAAUGCAAAGUACUUCCAAACUUGACUCAGCAUUUUUCUUUGCAACCAGAUGAGAUGGAGAUGUGGCUGCAGCUGCACUUGUCGCACAUGACAUAGUAAAAUAUCGACACCAGACACUUUGUUUGAAAACUUGAGUAGAAGCUUUAAAUGUAUAAACAUGACAUUUGGUGCCGCCCUAAGAUCUGUUGAUUUCUGCCAACCAAUCCUUUAAAUCCCAACCAAUCACUUCCUGUUGUGUUAUUCUGUAGAUCAUUGAAUAAUAAAACCAGGUUCUGUGCAUGCGUCCCCCCCUCCUCUCUCUGAAUCUAGAUCUACACAUCAAAUACACAUCAUCAUUUGCAAUGUACCUUUUCAAGGCUCGUUGUGUGGUUUUAUGUGUUGUUGCAUAUUUUACAGCAUUAGGAUCUUUGGGAAAUUAUGACCACUGCAACAGGUCAAUGACGUUGCAAGGGGCAAGCAACGCUGAGAAAUUUGAUUAUGUCAUGAACUUCAUGAACAAACUGGCAGGAAAUGAGUAUGUGGGCUUCAGCAACGCCACUUUCCAGUCGGAGCGAGAGUCCGGAGACAGAAACUUUGCCAUCGGCUACUACCUGAAGGAGAAGAAGUGUUUUCCAGAGGGGACGGACAUGACCUCCAUCCUUGACUUCUACUUCCAGUUGUGCUCCAUCGAGGUGACCUGCGAGAGCGCCAGCGUCAUGGCGGCCACUCUGGCCAACGGCGGCUUCUGUCCAAUCACAGGCGAGCGCGUGCUGAGCCCCGAGUCGGUGCGAGACACUCUGAGUCUGAUGCAUUCCUGCGGCAUGUACGACUUCUCCGGACAGUUCGCUUUCCACGUGGGGCUGCCGGCUAAAUCUGGUGUUGCCGGUGGGAUUCUGCUGGUUGUUCCGAACGUGAUGGGCAUCAUGUGUUGGUCUCCUCCGCUCGACAAGCUGGGGAACAGCGUCAGAGGCAUUCAGUUCUGCACGGACCUGGUUUCCCUCUUUAACUUCCACAACUAUGAUAACCUGAGACACUUUGCUAAGAAACUGGAUCCUCGAAGGGAGGGAGGAGACCAGAGGGUGAAGUCGGUGAUAAAUCUUCUGUUUGCUGCUUACACCGGAGACGUCUCGGCCCUGAGGAGGUUUGCGUUGUCUUCCAUGGACAUGGAGCAGAGGGACUACGACUCCAGGACGGCCCUGCAUGUGGCAGCUGCUGAAGGACACGGUGAAGUGGUUCGUUUCCUACUGGAGGCCUGUAAAGUCAACCCAGUUCCCAAAGACAGGUGGGGGAACACACCGAUGGACGAAGCGGUGCACUUUGGCCACCAUGACGUGGUGACCAUCCUCCGUGAUUAUCACAACAAGUACAACCCUCCCACCACGGAGGACAAGCAGAAGUCAGAGAAGAACCUGGACGGGAUGCUCUGAUGGAAAAAAAACACCUGAAGCAAAGAAGAUCAAUUAAAAUGAACGGUUAGAAAAAAACUUCUUCAGUCUGGAUGAGAAAAGUCAGGAAGGAAACUCUAUUUAACUCACAUAGGAAACAGUUAGGAACAUUAAACUGUACAGUGAAACAAACCCCUUAGAUGAAGCUUAAGAGUCUCCGUACACACAGGGAAACCACCAUCCCUCCAAAGUAAAAGCUCCUCAUCAUGCUAUUAGAUGUUGUUGGUUUUUGUAAUAUAUUGUCUGUAGUUUGAGUGGGGAAUAUAUUGUUAUUUAAUUUCUCCUUUUGUAUUUUGCCAUCAGCUUUGUAGCUUCAAAGACAGACUAUUUACUUUCAAAUCCGCGGUUUUAUUCUGAAAAGCUGAAAAACAGGAAGUAGCAGGCGUUUGUUCCCCUGAUUCAAAACCUUAGUCACUUCAUCAUCACAGCGUGGUGGAAUGUAUCCUCCCAAAAAACACUUUGGUGUGUUUGUAUGUGUGCGUGUGAUAUUUAUUUAUCUAUUUAAGAUAAAAGUGUACAUUCAUGUAGUGUGUGAGUGUGUGUGUGUAUAUUCUUGAGGAGAGGAUAAAUGAGUGUAAAUACGUACAGGUGUAUAGUUGUGAUUCUGUAGUCCGACAGCUGGAUUCAGCUCUGAUCACGAGGUGCGUGAGGUAGAUUUCACUAAAACUCUGGAAACUGUCAGUAUUUCCGUUUUAAAUAUGAGAUUUACAUGAAUAUUGACAUUUAAACUGUUAAAUAUUCAGCUUUUUGUUCAGCUAUCUAAUAGCUGGUUUUGUUUUUAACCCCUAAACAACUGUAGUUUUAUUUUUUACCGUUAUGCUGAUUUAUUUGAUAUUUAUUUUUUGUAAAAUAAGGAAAGCGAGUCAGCCAAAGUUCAGGAUGUUUGUUGAAAGAGUUUCUAAAUAUCAUAUAUGACACUGCCAGCGCUGACCGCAGCUUGAAUUACUGUAAACAAAAUUAGAAUAAGUUUGUUUUAUACUUUUGUUUUUGCACUCAACAAUAGAAAAAUACCUCAAUCUAAACAUUGUUCAAACCCACAAACCUCUGUUAUAGAUUAUUAAAUAUAUUUUAAUUGAUGCUCAAGACACCUAGAAUGUUUCUUUUUGAUUUAAUAAAAUAGAAAUAUGUAAUGAAUGAGUCUGGUAUUAAAAACACAAAACUCAAAACUGUGCACUAGAGCUGCUGAAUUGGUUUAAAAUGAAUCCAAAAGUGAAUCAAAUCAAAAUUUUGUUUGCUCAGCCUCCAAUUUAAUCUUUAAUUUCCACUUUAAUGCUGAUUGGUUGUUUCUUAGAGCAAUGUGAGUAAUUAUAAUAGUAAACUUUCUUGAAAUAAUGAUGUAGUACCUUAAAAACAAGCUCUUUUAGUGUUUUUGGUCAAAUAAAUUACCAAAACAAUCACAAAAUAGCAUAAGCAUAAAUACCAGUGUCAAUGAACAUGUAUCAAAAAAUCUUUCAAAUAUCUUAUGGAGAGUUGAUUGAAAUAUUUGGUUCAUGUUUCUACAUUUAGAAAUCUUUUGCAUCAGUGUGUUUUGUUUAUUUAUUUAUGGCACAAUUUCAAUAUUUCUAUCCAUUAUUAUGGUUUACUGAUUUUAGUUUAGGUUAUACAGAUUUAGGGUUAUGAAACACUGGCACAAAAACAGAAAAAUACAACCACGCACAUUCUGAAGUUAAAGUUUCUCUUAUUUACUGAACUAAGACUGACUUAAUUUCAUCUUUGACUAAAAAUUGCACCAAGAAAAACAGCCAGUAAAGCCCUCAUCCAGUCCCCCAAUAGUAGAUACUUAUUUGAAGAUACUGACUCAUUAUUUUAUGAAUUAGUAAUGACUUACUGUAUCUUCUUUUUGGAUCUGUCUUUUUUUCAAUAGGACGGCCAUUGAAAGAAAAAAAAAAAUUUCUUUGUUGAGUGCACUGGUUCUUUUUAUUUCAUUCUGUAUUUAUUAUCGAGUUGUCAUUACAUUUUCAUUGUUAUAAAUCUAAACAUGUUUUUCAAAACAAAGGCUUUUAGUGCAGGAAACGUGCUGACUCUGUAAUGUAUCACAUGAAUUAUGAUGGUUUGUAUGUAAACACUCGUUCCUGCAGAGGACUCAGGAAUCUGUCUCCACAGCAGAUUUGAAACACUAAAAACAAAACUGAAGGAGCUUUAUAACGCAGACAGAUUGUUGUUUAUUUUUAAACCCGUAAUGUGCAGCAGAAUCUGUUAUACUUGAAAAGUUGUGCAGAUGUGUCGUUUUUUCCAGAGGUGUUGUGCGUUUGUAGCGUGUUGAAAGUUUGGAUGUUGUUUCUGUACAAACAAACUGAACCAGGCAAUCAACAUGUCUGCGAUAUUAACAAUCCACACUCCAGAUUCUGUUCAGAUUUAGUGCAUUUUUACUCCUCAGGCUGGGAUCAGUUCAUACGGUUUGAUUGAAGCGGUUAUUUAAAGUAUUUUUGGUUCAAAAUUGAUUAUACAAAGCACAAAACUAUACCUAAAAACUGCAAUAUUUUGAGAAACAAUUAGCAAUACAAAUGCAAUGAUUGUACGAUCAAAUUAGCAAUAUAUAUUAUGAUAAGAGCUGAUCCCGACCUGCAGCCGUCGUAGAUACGAAGUGAUCUCUGUUUGCAGCGACUGAAGUAUUCUGAAUGUAACGUGUUUGGUGUCGUUCUGUUUCUUCUUCAUGUAUAUUUGUGCUGCUGAGUGUCACAGGCAGUUCAGAUGUUUAUUCACAGAUCAAACAUUUAAUAAAAGUUAUGAAAUUCAAA
Messenger RNA from Centropristis striata (black sea bass), 5561 nucleotides. RefSeq names its product glutaminase kidney isoform, mitochondrial-like. Gene Ontology annotation, molecular function: protein binding; glutaminase activity. The transcript is spliced from 12 exons. NCBI's taxonomy places the organism in Eukaryota, Metazoa, Chordata, Actinopteri, Perciformes, Serranidae. Gene Ontology annotation, biological process: L-glutamine catabolic process. The record is from RefSeq and is a predicted model, not a curated record. The coding region runs from base 1678 to 2805 and encodes 375 amino acids.